GCCGGAAGUCGGCUGCACAUCGGACCGUGGGCGGCUCUUCACCGAGGCAUAGGGAGCCAUGGCCGCGGACGAAGAUGAGUUGAAUCUUCUGGUUAUCAUAGUUGACACCAACCCGAUUUGGUGGGGAAAGCAAGCGUUAAAGGAAUCUCAGUUCACUCUGUCCAAGUGCAUGGAUGCUGUGAUGGUGCUGGCAAACGCCCACCUGUUCAUGAACCGCUCCAACCAGCUAGCGGUCAUCGCCAGCCACAUUCAGGAAAGUCGAUUCUUAUACCCAGGGAAGAACGGCCGACUUGGAGACUUCUUCGGAGAUCCUGGCAACGCCCUUCCUGACUGUAAUCCUUCUGGGAGUAAGGACGGGAAAUACGAGCUGUUGACGGCGGCAAACGAGGUGAUCGCCGAGGAGAUCAAGGAUCUGAUGACCAAGAGUGACAUCAAGGGCCAGCACACGGAGACCCUACUGGCAGGAUCCCUCGCCAAGGCCCUUUGCUACAUUCACAGAGUGAGCAAGGCAGUGAAAGAUAAUCAGGAGAUGAAAUCAAGGAUUUUGGUCAUCAAGGCUGCAGAGGACAGUGCGCUGCAGUACAUGAACUUCAUGAACGUCAUCUUUGCUGCUCAGAAGCAGAAUAUCCUCAUCGAUGCCUGCGUCCUGGACUCGGAUUCAGGGCUCCUCCAGCAGGCUUGUGACAUCACUGGGGGACUGUACCUGAAGGUGCCUCAGAUGCCUUCUCUCCUGCAGUACUUACUGUGGGUUUUUCUUCCGGAUCAAGACCAGCGAUCUCAGCUAAUCCUCCCGCCUCCGAUCCACGUGGACUACAGGGCUGCCUGCUUCUGCCAUCGAAGUCUCAUUGAGAUUGGCUAUGUCUGCUCUGUGUGUCUGUCUAUUUUCUGCAACUUCAGCCCCAUCUGCACCACGUGCGAGACAGCUUUUAAGAUCUCCCUCCCUCCUGUGCUGAAGGCCAAGAAGAAGAAACAGAAGGUGUCCCUGUGAUGAGCGAUACAAGCUUCCCCAUCUCUUCCCACCGACUGCGUCUCUGUAGGGAGCACGGAGGAGUUUGAAACACCGCCUUUGUUCUGUGCUUUUAGGGUGUGAGGCCGGAGAGUACGCACCCCUCUGAUUGGUCUGGAAGGGGGACGGCUUUGUAGGUUGUGGGGCAGCAGGUGCCUGGCGGAUGCUAAUCUGUGGCUCUUUUGUUAGUUGUCGCUUGGAUGCUUGGUGCUGGGUUUUGAAGCCUAGCUUUGCACGAGCUAGGCCUGCAGCCCACCUCAGAACUGCAGUGGGCCCCUGGGAUUUUGUUUUCGCACGAUCCUCGGUCAAAGCUUAUGUGGUGGUGCUGGGUCUUCUGUACUUCAGAAGUAUGUGAGGUUGGGACGUCAUCUGGGAGGGUGACCGGCAUUGGGUCACUGUGGGCCGUGACAGAAUAUCUUAAGUUGCUCAGGUGAUGCACACCUGUAACCUUGAACUUAGGAGGCUGAGACAGGAAGGUUUGGGGUUCAGAUCCCGCCUGGGAUAUGUAUAAGGUGCCGGCUUUUUUUCUUUUUUGACAAAAGAACAUUUUACUUCAAAUAAAUUGUUUCCUUCAACUGUUCUCAAAUGUAACCAGACCUAAAGGCAUAGCCUUCCAUCUCAGCACUCAGGGAGCCCAGACAAGUGCAUCACCGCGUUUGAGGCCAGCCAGGUCUACAUAGUGAGUUCAGACCACACCAACCAGGGUUGCGUCUUGCCACCUUGUUUACAAAAAAUAAACCCCAAACCAGUCACGUUCACAGGGAGAACCAUUGAUCACCAGAAAUGUAAAUGAGUUCAGGAGAAACGUUUGUAAUCUCAACAAUAAAGUCCUAUUUUUGUAUUUACUAA
Molecule: messenger RNA, 1855 nt
Organism: Rattus rattus (black rat)
Lineage: Eukaryota; Metazoa; Chordata; Mammalia; Rodentia; Muridae
Gene: Gtf2h3
Product: general transcription factor IIH subunit 3
Exons: 13
Coding region: 59-988 (309 amino acids)
Biological process (GO): nucleotide-excision repair; regulation of DNA-templated transcription
Cellular component (GO): transcription factor TFIIH holo complex; transcription factor TFIIH core complex
Source: RefSeq, a predicted model, not a curated record